Enterobius vermicularis (human pinworm) is the source of this 701-nucleotide messenger RNA. The record is from the annotation of a GenBank genome assembly. Lineage: Eukaryota; Metazoa; Nematoda; Chromadorea; Rhabditida; Oxyuridae.
AUGACAUUUUGGGCAACUUGGAGAAUGCUCCGAGAUGUGAGACGUAGACACUCGGUCGAACAAUGCGGUCCAGAGAGAAUGAGACUGAAAGCGUUGAAAUGUAAUACGAUUUUACCACAGGCCAUUCGAGAUGAGUGUGCAGAGAAGUUACAUAAAUUGCCGAAGGAUUCUCGUCCAAAGCUGGUUUUGAAUAUGUGUCAAUUUAGCGGUAAACGCAGAGGCAAAAUAAAGCGCUUCAGACUGAGUCGCCAUCUGUUCAGAGAUCUUGCUGAUCACGGUAGAGGAUUUGUAAAAUCAUCUUCAAGCCCAGUUGAUUCUAAGUCCUUAUAUCUAAAUGAUAAGUUGACACUGCUGAACUCAGUGCUGUUUAUUUUACUUAUGAAGCUUUUGGACAUUGCAGUACUUGAUUCAGGUUCGGUGAUGGUUUUCGUGUUCGCUGACGGACGGGAUCAUGAUGCUUUGGCUGUUCAUCGGGUUAAGAGACAGUUUUGGAGCUAUGGAUUGUUGGUUGAAAAGAAAGUCGCAGGCGGUCAAGUUGAAGAUGUUAAACAAAUCGUUUAUCUGAAGUAUCAGGCUGCUGAAGCUGAUAGAGUCAAUGACUUGCGAAAUUGCGGAGCAAAUUUGCUGUGCGAAAAUAGGGUCAGAAAGGGUACAGAAGCGUUGAAAGUUUUCAAAACGGCUGGGAUGCAAGUGCUGUAAUG